Molecule: messenger RNA, 2617 nt
Organism: Monopterus albus (swamp eel)
Lineage: Eukaryota; Metazoa; Chordata; Actinopteri; Synbranchiformes; Synbranchidae
Product: circadian locomoter output cycles protein kaput-like
Exons: 15
Coding region: 9-2033 (674 amino acids)
Biological process (GO): regulation of transcription by RNA polymerase II; circadian regulation of gene expression
Cellular component (GO): CLOCK-BMAL transcription complex
Molecular function (GO): E-box binding; DNA-binding transcription factor activity, RNA polymerase II-specific
Source: RefSeq, a predicted model, not a curated record
CUCAUAUUAUGGAGGAAGAAACACUGACACCUGAAUAUCUGAAAACAAAAAAUCAGCUGGAGUUCUGUUGCCACAUGCUCCGAGGAACUGUUGACCCCAAAGAUCCCCCUGUAUAUGAAUAUGUCAAGUUCAUUGGAAAGUUCAAGUCCCUUAAUAAUGUGCCUAAUGGUACCCGAAAUGGUUUUGAAGGAGUGAUCCAGCGAUCGCUUCACUCAGUGUGUCUCAUUGCAACUGUGAGGCUAGCCAAACCACAGUUUAUCAAGGAGAUGUGCACUGUCGAAGAGCCAAAUGAGGAAUUCACCUCCAGGCAUAGUUUAGAGUGGAAGUUUCUCUUUUUGGAUCACAGAGCUCCACCCAUCAUAGGUUACCUCCCAUUUGAGGUCCUAGGUACAUCGGGUUAUGACUAUUACCAUGUGGAUGACCUGGAAACACUGGCCAAAUGCCACGAACAUUUGAUGCAGUAUGGCAAAGGAAAGUCCUGCUACUACAGAUUCCUCACCAAAGGGCAGCAGUGGAUUUGGCUUCAGACCCACUACUACAUCACCUACCACCAGUGGAACUCCAGACCAGAGUUUAUUGUCUGCACACACACUGUUGUAAGUUAUGCUGAAGUAAGAGCAGAACAACGCAGAGAGCUUGGAAUUGAGGAAUCACAACCUGAGGUCUCAGCAGACAAGCAGUCCCAGGAUUCAGGCUCUGAGUCCCAGCUCAACACUACCAGCCUGAAGGAGGCUUUAGAGCGCUUCGACCACAGCCGGACACCCUCGGCCUCAUCGCGCAGCUCACGCAAAUCCUCACACACUGCUGGGUCUGACCCAGCCUCAUCACAGAUGAAGGUUCAGGGAGACAGGAAUGCGCCAGGUCGCCAGUCUGUCUCUGCUGUGGAGGUGACAUCACAACGAAGAUCAUCUAUUAGCAGUCAGUCGAUGAGCUCCCAAAAUACAGGACAGAACGUGGCUCCAGCCUUGGUUUCCCAGCAACAGCAGCCUCAACAGCAACAAGUUCAGACCAGCAGCCAAUCAAUGGUACAGUUCUCCACCCAGCUAGAAGCCAUGCAGCACCUGAAAGAGCAGCUGGAGCAGAGGACCAAGAUGAUUGAGGCCAACAUCCAGCGGCAACAGGAUGAGCUACGGCAGAUCCAGGAGGAGCUGCAGAGGGUGCAGGGACAGAACCUGCAGAUGACCCAGGGGAAUGCUGUGCAGCAGGGGGGAACGCUCAGCAUGCAGGGCCAGGUGGUCCUUGCAGGGACUCUACAGAACAGCACGCCGCAACAACACACUGUCCAGGCCCAAUCCCAGCAACAAACACUCCUACAGGAGCAGAGCGCAGCACUCUCACGGUCUCAGCGGCUGUCUGUCACUCUGCAGCCUCAACAAAAUCCACUGCCUGCAUCUCUCUACAACACAAUGAUGAUCCCUCAGCAAAGCCCUGCUAACAUGGUCCAGAUUGCCAGUAGCCUGACUCAGAAUGCUGGACCCAAUACUCCUGCUGUAGCUACAUUUGCACAGGACCGCACAGCUCAGAUUAGAUUUCCUGCCAGCCCUCAGCUGCUCACCAAGUUAGUGACAGGACAGAUGGCAUGUGGGGCAGUCAUGGUCCCCACAACCAUGUUUAUGGGCCAAGUGGUGACGGCCUUCGCUCCUCAGCAGGGCCAGACCCAGACCUUUAGCAUUUCCCAGCAACCCUCGCUGCAGCAGCAGCAACAACAGCAGCAACAACAGCAGCCAGAACAGCAGGUACAGCUGCAGUCACAGGUCACAGCCAUGCAGCCGGGGCAGGCUCCACUGGCCCAGCAGCACACACAGUUCCUACAGGCUCCUCGGCUUCUUCACGGAAACCAAUCCACCCAGUUGAUCCUGCAGGCAGCGUUCCCUUUGCAGCAGCAGCAGGGUACGUUCAGUGCCACAACCCAACAGCAGCAGCAACAGUUACAACAGCACCAUCAACAACAGCAGAAACAGCAACUUCAACAGCAACAGGCCCCUCACAGAGCAGAUAGCUUGUCUGACCGUUCUGCUACGCAGCCACAGUAGCUGGCUAGAGCCAAUCAGAAGUGGACUGAGCCAAACCCAGGCAUGGGUGUCUUUGUAACAGGAGUCUAAAGAAGAGUUCUGCUCAAAGUGCAGCACUGAGAUGGUGCCUCAGAUGCUGAGAAGUGAUUGGAUGGGUAGGAUAUGGCUUCCCUCCCUUCACAAGGAUCUUUUGCUGUUUGCACAAAGUGCCGCAGAGAUCCCAGCACUGGGCUGGUUGUGGCUCUGUCAGUUGGCUUUUGACCUGGGUCAAAGCCUUUUCUUCAACAAAACAGGGAGCCACAGUUCCUGGUAUGCCUCCCCCCUGCCCUGUUCCUCUCCUUGUGUGUUUAGUGUGUGUGCAUGUGGGCUAUAGUCACCCACACGGGAUUAUUUUAUGCAGAGUUAAUGCAGUGGAGCUUCUAUCGGAGCUUCACAGAUGUCCUGCAGCAGCCAGAGCCGUGUUUGUUUUGGAUGUUUUCCCCUAUUCUUGUUUUUCAUGUAAAAAUAAUUAUGGGUCAGAAAAUAUUUUUAAGAAUGUGGUGUAGAUUGAAUCUCUACUGUACAGAAUGUGUAAUAUAUAUGUAAAUAUAUCGAAAAAGAAAGAA